Messenger RNA from Gallus gallus (chicken), 7492 nucleotides. RefSeq names its product Smith-Magenis syndrome chromosome region, candidate 8 (gene SMCR8). The record is from RefSeq and is a predicted model, not a curated record. The transcript has 2 exons. Gene Ontology annotation, cellular component: guanyl-nucleotide exchange factor complex. NCBI's taxonomy places the organism in Eukaryota, Metazoa, Chordata, Aves, Galliformes, Phasianidae. Gene Ontology annotation, molecular function: GTPase activator activity. Bases 168 to 2975 code for a protein of 935 amino acids.
CUUCCGGCCGGUAGGGUGAGAGGUCGCGGCGUCAUGUGAGCCCAAGAUGGCGGCGGUGCCGCGGCGCCCGUGAGGGGAGCGGGGCCGGGGCUGCCCGGCCGAGACGGGGUCGGGGGGGGGCCGGGGCGGCCUCGGCGCUCCAUGUCGGCGCCCCCCCUGCGGGAAUAAUGAUCAGCGCCCCCGACGUAGUGGCCUUCACCCGGGAGGAGGAGCUGGGGGACGAGCUGUACCGGGAGCCGCCGCUGCCCGAGGAGUACUCCGUGCCGCUCUUCCCCUUCGCCGGCCACGGCGCCAACCCCUGGGCCAAGGUCGCCAGCUCCAAGUUCAGCCGGGACUUCAUCCUCAUCUCCGAGUUCUCGGAGCAGGUGGGGCCGCAGCCCCUGCUGACCAUCCCCGAUGACGCCAAGGUGCCAGGCAGUUUCGAUCUCAAUUAUUUCUCCCUUCGGAUCAUGUCGGUGGAUUACCAGGCUUCUUUCGUGGGACACCCUCCCGGCUGCGCCUACCCCAAGCUGAACUUUGUGGAGGACUCCAAAGUGGUGCUGGGGGACUCCAAGGAAGGGGCCUUUGCCUACGUGCACCACCUGACGCUGUAUGACCUGGAAGCCAGGGGCUUCGUGAGGCCCUUCUGCAUGGCCUACAUUUCUGCUGACGAGCACAAAAUCAUGCAGCAGUUUCAGGAACUCUCUGCUGAGUUCUCCAAAGCCUCUGAAUGCCUGAAGACGGGGAACAGGAAGGCAUUUGCUAGUGAGCUUGAGAAGAAGCUGAAGGAUCUUGACUACACCAGGACUGUGCUGCACAACGAAACAGAGAUACAGAAGAAAGCCAAUGACAAGGGGUAUUACACAACCCAAGCCAUCGAAAAGGCCAACGAGUUGGCCAGCGUGGAAAAGUCUAUUAUUGAGCAUCAAGAUCUGCUAAAGCAGAUUAGAUCGUACCCCUAUAGGAAGCUGAAGGAGUCUGACUUCCACCCCUAUGAGCCUGAAUGUACACUGGAUCAGGCUGGCGCAGGCAGUGAACAGGACCUGGCUGCCUCAGACCCUGCUGAGCCAGGUGAAAUGCACCUCUACUCCCGCCUGCCCUCCUACACUCCCAAACUCAUCAAAGCAAAGCCUGCCAAAUGCUUUGACAAGAAGCUGAAAACGCUGGAGGAACUCUGCGAUAUUUAUUUUUUCACCCAGACCCUAGAUCAAUUGCACCACAUUGAGAGGACUUUCAGAGGCGAUGUGUGCUACCUCCUGACAAACCAGAUCAGUAGGGCACUUCUGAAGCAACAAAAUAUAACUAACUUUCUGUUUGAAGAUGUAUCUUUUCUAGAUGAAAAGGCACCUGAAAACCGGGACAGAGGCUGUCAGGGACUCAGUCAAGAUGCUGCUGACAGAAAGUGUUCAGAAGAGUCCUCCACUCCUAAAGUGGUUAUCAGCCUGGGGUCCUACAAGUCCAGUGUGGAGUGUGUCCCAAUCAAGAUGGAGCAGGACAUGGACGACCCUCAAGAACCUGCAAUGACAGAAUCCAUAACUUUUGAACACCAGGAGAACCUGGACUAUCUUGAUGCAGAUCUUAAAGGGAGUAUCAGUAGCGGUGAGAGCAUUGAAGUUCUUGGAACAGAGAAAUCUGCGUCUGGGCUGAUGAAAUCGGAGAGCCAGGCCAGCUUGCCCAUCAGCCCGAGCCCCCAGGUGGGCAGGAGCAAGGUGGGCAGCCGGAGGACAGUCAGCGAGGACAGCAUUGAAGUCCUCAGUACCUGCCCCUCUGAAUCUCUUAUCCCAGAAGAUUUCAAAGCAAGCUACCCAAGUGCAAUUAAUGAGGAACCUUACGUGGAUGAUGAAGAGGGAGGCCUUCGUUUCAACCCCAGAUUAAACCCAGACAACACUGACGAGCAGGAGGAUGUCUCAAACCAGGAAAACUUGGCACAGAUUGAUUCUGCCUGCUGUAUUGGGAAGGAGAGCCCCAACUUCCUCGAGCCUCUACCCGAACUGGGCCAGAAGCAGUGCGAUGAAGAUGGUGUGGUCAGGAUUCCCCCUCAGCCAUACAGGCAGGCUGAGCAGGGGCUGCAUAGCAGCUUUGUGGGCUCCCCACCCUGUGACAGUGCUUCAGGGGGGCUCCUUCCCCACGAGCUCGAUUCACGCUACCCCACAGCAGGCAGGGAGGUGAGCAGGACCAGCCUGGAUGAGUGCUCAGACUCCACGAGCUACAUCAGCAGCGCUGCCUCCACCUGCUCCGACCGAACACCGUCUCCCGCUCACCCCGUGUGCCUCGCGAAUGAGAGGCACAAAAAGAAGGCUGGGCAGAACGCGCUGCGGUUCAUCAGGCAAUACCCCUUUGCCCACCCUGCGAUAUACUCUCUGCUCAGUGGAAGGACCCUGGUAGUGCUGGGGGAAGAUGAAGCAAUAGUCAAGAAGCUUGUGACCGCACUCUCCAUCUUUGUGCCGAACUGUGGUGCUUAUGCCAAACCUGUGAAACACUGGGUCACUUCCCCUCUGCAUGUGGUGGAUUUCCAGAAAUGGAAGCUGAUCGGGCUCCAGAGGACUGUGUCUCCGGCCGGAGUGAACGUGCUGCACGCGCUGAGCCGCUAUAGCCGCUAUGUCAGCAUCCUGGAUGCAGACAGUAAGACGCUCCGCUGCCCGAUGUACAAAGGCACCUUGGUGGCCAGGCUGGCAGACCACCGCACGCAGAUCAAACGGGGCAGCACCUACUACAUGCACGUCCAAAGCGUCCUCACCCAGCUGUGUUCAAAAGCCUUCCUCUAUACCUUCUGCCACCAUUUGCACCUUCCCAUCAACGAAAGGGAAUCGGAGGAAUCCGUUGUGAACCGCAGGAUGAACUUUCUGAAGCUUCAUCUGGGCCUUGCCAAUGAAGAUAUUAAAAUUGUACAGUAUUUAGCCGAGCUGCUGAAGCUGCAGUACAUUCAGGAACCCGGCCAGGGGGUGAAUCCUCUGCUCAGAUUUGACUACGUUCCCAGCUUUUUGUACAAAAUCUAGCAGCAUGUAGGCUGUCUGCCUGCAUACUUGGAUUCUGAUAAAGAUCAUCCGUGCUUGGCAUUGACGCUGUCCGCAGUAGCUGUCAUACAUCAGGAAGGGGCAAAGAAGCCAUUGUAUUUGCAAGCAUUUCUGCUUCAUAGAAAUCAGUGUCUGAGGGACUGAAUUUCAGUGUGGUUCUCUCUUGUUGAGAAUAUAGGUGUUCCAUCACGUAAAACACUGGGCACUUUGUUUUUAAAUGUUAGAAGGGACACUAUUAACUUUUAAAAUAUAUCAUGGUAGCAUCCCAGGGGGAUUAUGGCAUGGAGGGAGAGAUGAGCAGUGCUUAGUGGUGUGCAGCUCCCAGAACAUGCAGGACUCUGCACUUCUGCCAGAGCCCUGAAUGUUGUUGCUCCUUUCCAUGGAGCCAGAGCAGAGACCAGCAGGGAAAUAUAAAGGCCACAUGAAGUUUUUUAUCUCGGUAGUGUCUCAUGUGAGCGUGGGAUGUAAGCAGUGUACACAUGGAAGCUCCCUGGCAGGAUAGCAGUGUGCAUUCACCUGUGUGAAGCAGCAGCUGGUGGUGUUCUUUUCCAUGUUUUCUGAGCUUCCCAGAAUUGCUUGUCCCUGGGCCUGAGGCACAUGGAUUUCCCUCCAGAAAGUGUUUGCCAGUUUCUCAGCUGUGUUAAAACCUGGAGUGGAGUUGAACUCCUUAAGUGGGCUAGCACCAAGGCUCUGCUGCUGUGAAUGUAGAGCACCGUGCCUUGUUAAUUUGUCACGUCCUGUUUGCUGGGCGAGCUCUGAGAAGGGUGGGAAUCAUAAAAACUUGUGAAGCUGAGAGUGACCUGCUAAGGAGAGGCUGAGUCUGAAGCGAAUGGGCUCUAAGGUGCUUUUUGUGAUGGAGAGACCAGCAGUGCAAUUCAGCUGAAGCUAUGCUGUGAGACAGCAAGCCUCUGCAGCAGGCUGCCCAGCCAGUGAGGUACUAGUGCUCAGGAGAGGGCUAGGAGGAACUGAGUGGAUUCCACGUUGUAUCUGUAUAGUUUCUAUUUUUGUUGUUUUUGGGGGAUUGACUUUUGUGUUUGGUGGCAAAGCCAGGUCAUUGUCACCACCUGCUGCUUCUGGCUGUGCCAAUUCAGUUUAUUUUAUUGCCAAGCUUUUGCCGUGCAUCGACUACCUCUCACAUUGUGCUCUGGGUGGUUCAGGACAGGGCAGAGCUGCAGAUCUCUGAGCCCAGACACAAGCACUUCCUUUUGAAGCUUCCACGCUGCUGUCAGCGCCAGAAGGGCGGUGCCGCCGUCACAGUGAUGCCGCUGGAGGAUUGAUUGUUCCCUUUGGUGCUGGGAGCUUUGUGCCAGACACAGCGCUUCCCUCUGGAGCCUGGCAGGAGGUGCAACUUGUUGGCUGCAGCCUGCUCUGUCCUGUGCUGUGUGGAAGCAGCAGCUCCUGUGCUACUCCUGAGCAAGAGAAAGAAGUCUUGCUAGGAAAGGUAGCCUGGUUUUAUUUCUUUUUAGCACUUUUCUGUUUAUGGGAUGAGAACAGCUAAGAUUGUACAAGAGUAAUUGAAGUUUUGCUUUUUUAAAUUUUUAUUUGCUUGUUUUUAAAACCUCUGUUUAUCAUGAUCGUGUAAGACAGCGCUGGAAUGGAAUGUGAUCCUUCCAUGCCUGGGGAAGUUUCUGUGUGGAUGGAGGCUGGGGUUUGUCAGCAUCAGCCUAAACCCUCUGGAAACAUGCUGGGAUAACUGUGCUGCUCGGAUUCCUGUGCCCCAAGGACAGGGAGCCUCCGUGGGGAGGCUGUCAUCCAGCCACCAGCAUCACCACUUCAGUACCAACCUCCUGCUGCCCUGCCUGCAGAGGGCCCUUGGAGCAGUCCAGGAGGUAUUAACCAACAAGGCAAAGGUCUGUUUCAAGUAGCAGCAUCACUUGUGGUGGCUUGCAGUGAGGCAGCUGGGACGUUUGAGCUCGUAAUGCUCUCCAGAGGGGUUUCAAGGCCAGGAGUUCCUUGUGCUGGUCUCUUUGGAGCACAGUGGGGAAGCAGUAUGGCUUUGUGUUUGCUAAAGGGGAGCAGUGUGCGAGCACGUGGGGCUGCACACCCUCCUAGCAUGUUCAAAGACCUUUUCCUUCUCUGAUACUAUCUGUGUCCUCCUGUACACUGUUGUCGCAUGUAACUGGGUCUGCUGGUGAAGGACUUCCACGUCCAUAGAAAACGUGCUUUCUGAAGUGACUGGAGGUGUCUCUUUGUUGAUCUGUGUGCAUCUAGGCGACUUCCAGGUGAGAUUCCCUGGGAUGAGGAAUGCACCGGGCAGUCUGAAGCUCCCUGCACCCUGUGUGACUCACAGCUCUGGAAAAGCUUUUGUCACGAUGGCUCAUGUUUUGUGCUGGGAAACUACCUGCGGUGUUUGGGUUUGAGGAGGGAGGGAGGAACUCUUUGCCUGCUGACUCACGUGUCUCUUCCUGCAGGCUGACAGCUCAGAGCAGCAGAGCAGGAUCGAUGAUCAAUGAUCGAUGUUGGCUGAUGUCGUAGUCAUAAUGGUCUUUAUCUGGAACAUUCAGCUGCCCUCAUAAACUGUCAGAUAAGUCAUUUCUCCUCUACCAAACCUAAAGUACUGAUAUUCAAGGCUGUGUUGAGCAAUACUUGCACUUCCACCUGUCUGACCUGCUUUAUCUCUCCACCACAAAGCACUUCUGAAUUUUGGAGGAUGCCCUGGGGGCUUCACUGGGGCUGUCACCUGUGUUAUCUGCACCUGGGCCAUUGGGAGGGAGCUGUGUGGAAACAUGUCUGGGAGCAUUUGUGCUAAGGACCGCCUUGUGACCAAACAGCUGGAUGCCCUGAGCUCACCUUCCUGCACAGGGCAGUGAGGAGUCGUGCCAGGCUCCGGGCAGCACCUAACUGACAUUGCAGUCGAGGGCAGUUGGAUGCAGCUGGUGAUUCAGGAGCUGAAUUCCACUUUGCUCAGUCAUUUAUCUGUCUUUCUGAUCUGACUGCACAGUAAAGAUCCCUAUAUCGGCACUUUAAGACAUUUUCCUCAUCUUCACUGUGUUACCUCACUAGUUUCCAAUACUGGCAGACUUGCAACAAGUUAAGAUCUUACUAACAGCUCCUGUGAAGAAUCCUAGCAUGUGUGUUAGCUGGCUUGUACCACACCCCAGUCCUCCAGCACGAGCAGGGCUGAUUCCCCACAGCCACUGUGUGAUGCUGCCCAGCCUUCCUGCAUCUGCUCUCCAUACCAAUGCCAGCAGUGUUGUGCACAGCCCCGAUCUGCUCCUGCAAAUGCUGCCGCCCGCCCUGCGCUCCUGCAUGCUGGCUGCAGCUCUGUCCUCUGCUGGCUGCUGUGGGAUGAAGGCUUUUAAGGCCAGUUGGAGAAUUUAUCAGGGGAAAGGCCUCCUGUGGCCGCCUGGCUGGGAGGGCAGGGCUCGGUGUUUGUGCUCCUCUUCUUCCCUGCGUUGGGAGACAUCUGCUCGCUUGUGCUCUGAGCUGUGCUGCCAGCCCCUUUGGGAUCCCACCACAAGGAUGGUCAGCCAUAGGAGUAGGCGAUACCAACCCUAUGCAGGUUGCAUUUCUCAGAGGAUAGUGCUUGGAUUUUCUUUCAUCCAGUAGCAAUCACUUCUAAGCAGCUCCAAAGCUGUCUUGCCUUGACUAGGGAAGCACUGCCUAUACUCUAGCAAUAUUAACCAUUUUGUAAGGGCUGGGAGAAGCACUUGAGGAGUGAGAGCUGAUGUCUCCCUGCCCCAGGCCUGUCCUGUAGUUUCCAUUCAGCACUGAAAUGAAUGCCGGCAGCCCUGAGCCCACAGCCUCGGGGCAGGUGACUGCCCACACUGCUGGUUUGGCAUCCUGGAGAGCUGGGCAGGACCCACUGCAGGACACGGGGCUUAUAGCAGCGCUUCAGAAAGGCACCUCUGUGUGUGCUGGGCAAUUCAGUGAGCUGCGUGGGUGAAGGAGGGUGCCAGCUCUGUGCUGUGCCCCGAAAGCACAACGUUAGACUGAGCAGGACUGUACCCUGCUAUUUGAGGGAGCCUCACGCUUGCUGCCAGCGCUGGGGAGGUUGCAGAGCUGUGGCUCACUGCUCAUGAGAUGUGUUUUAACUGGAAGGCAGAAACACAGGGUACCCGGCCCUGCUGCUCACCCCAGUGCAGGGCGAGCACAGAUGGGGAUGGGGCUGGGGUAGGAGCUGCCUCUGAGUGCUGCGAGGAGGCUGUGAUGAAUUCUCAUCUUAUUUUAAAGCACUGUAUCCUAUUACUGCAUGUUGAAUUACGUGUGUGUGCCUGUGUGUACCGAAUGCUUGUGUCAGUAGUUAGAGCGAGUGUGACAGGAGAAGUCCAAGAAGCAUGUCUCAGUGUCGUGCUGUGUUACUGCACAAGAACUUACCAGAUGUUAACACCAAAUGACUAGUCUGAGAAAUGUACUUUAAAAAAAAAAAUUAUUUAUUUGGGUUCAGAUAUUUUUGAAAUACAAAAAUUGGUUGUAUUUUUUAAAGCUUAUAAUUCUUGUCAUACAUUGUGGUUAAAUUCUUAAUUUUACUGUGCUUAUUAAAAAAUGGUUCUACCUAA